UGUCUCUGUUUGGGGAUGAGGUUCUGUCUCCUUCGCUCAGGGCAUCCAGUUACAAGGGUUGUUUUUCUCCUCCCCAGGGGCAGAAUGGCAGCCAUGGGCAGGACGCAGAGGCGAGCUGGUUGGGCCUUGAUGGCUCUGCUCUUGGCGGACCUGUUGGCACUGAGCGACAUGCUGGCAGUGAUGUCAGUGGACCUGGGCAGCGAGUCCAUGAAGGUGGCCAUCGUCAAACCUGGAGUUCCCAUGGAAAUUGUCCUGAACAAAGAAUCCCGGAGGAAAACCCCAGUGACUGUGACCCUGAAGGAAAAUGAAAGAUUCUUUGGAGACAGUGCAGCAAGCAUGGCCAUCAAGAAUCCAAAGGCUACGCUGCGUUACUUCCAGCAGCUCCUGGGGAAGAAGGAGGAUAACCCCCAUGUGGCCCUUUACAGAGAGCUGUUCCCAGAGCAUGAGCUGGGCUUCGACCCGCAGAGGCAGACUGUGCGCUUCCAGAUCAGCCCGCAGCUGCAGUUCUCACCUGAGGAGGUGCUGGGCAUGGUUCUCAAUUACUCCCGUUCCCUGGCUGAAGACUUUGCAGAGCAGCCCAUCAAGGAUGCAGUGGUCACCGUGCCAGCCUUCUUCAAUCAGGCCGAGCGCCGAGCUGUGCUGCAAGCUGCUCGCAUGGCUGGCCUCAAAGUGCUGCAGCUCAUCAAUGACAACACUGCCACCGCCCUCAGCUACGGUGUCUUCCGUCGGAAGGACAUCAACACCACUGCCCAGAACAUCAUGUUUUAUGACAUGGGCUCAGGCAGCACUGUGUGCACCAUCGUGACCUACCAGACAGUGAAGACUAAGGAGGCGGGGAUGCAGCCACAGCUACAGAUCCAGGGAGUCGGGUUUGACCGCACUCUGGGAGGCUUGGAGAUGGAGCUCCGGCUGCGUGAGCACCUGGCUGGGCUCUUCAAUGAGCAGCGCAAGGGCCAGAGCGUAAAGGACGUGAGGGAGAACCCCCGUGCCAUGGCCAAGCUGCUGCGAGAGGCUAAUCGAGUCAAAACUGUCCUGAGUGCCAACGCUGACCACAUGGCACAGAUUGAGGGCCUCAUGGAUGACGUGGACUUCAAGGCAAAGGUGACUAGAGCGGAGUUCGAAGAGCUGUGUGCAGACUUAUUUGAGCGGGUGCCUGGGCCUGUGCAGCAGGCCCUCCAGAGUGCCAAAAUGAACUUGGAUGAGAUUGAGCAGGUGAUCCUGGUGGGUGGGGCCACUCGGGUCCCCAAAGUUCAGGAGGUGCUGCUGAAGGCUGUGGGCAAGGAGGAGCUAGGGAAGAACAUCAAUGCAGACGAAGCAGCCGCCAUGGGGGCUGUGUACCAGGCAGCCGCGCUCAGCAAAGCCUUCAAGGUGAAGCCGUUCAUAGUCCGAGAUGCAGUGAUCUACCCUAUCCUGGUUGAGUUCACCAGGGAGGUGGACGAGGAGGCUGGCGUUCGCAGCCUGAAGCACAAUAAGCGUGUUCUUUUCUCCCGGAUGGGGCCCUACCCUCAACGAAAAGUUAUCACCUUUAACCGCUACAGCCAUGAUUUCAACUUCCACAUCAACUAUGGUGACCUGGGCUUCCUGGGGCCUGAGGAUCUUCGGGUGUUUGGCUCCCAGAAUCUGACCACAGUGAAGCUCAAAGGUGUGGGCGAGAGCUUCAGGAAGUACCCCAACCAUGAGUCCAAGGGCAUCAAGGCUCACUUCAAUCUGGAUGAGAGCGGCGUGCUCAGCCUGGACAGGGUGGAGUCUGUGUUUGAGACACUGGUGGAAGACAGCACAGAAGAAGAAUCGACUCUGACCAAACUUGGCAACACCAUCUCCAGCCUGUUUGGAGGAGGCACCACAGCAGAUUCCAAGGAGAAUGGUACCAGCACCAUUCAGGAGGAAGAGGAAAGCCUUGCUGAGGGGAGCAAGGAUGAGCCUGGAGAGCAAGCGGAGCGCCGGGAGGAAGGAGAGCCCCCAGUGGAGGACACCUCUCUGCCCCCACCCCCUGAGCCUAAGGGCAGUGUGGCCUCUGAGGGAGAAAAGGCUACAGACAAAGAAAAUGGGGACAAGUCUGAGGCCCAGAAGCCAAGUGACAAGGGGGAAGCAAGGUCUGAGGGUGUCCCUCCGGCCCCAGGGGAGGAAAAGAAGCAGCAGCCUUCCCGGAAGCAGAGGAUGGUCGAGGAGGUCGGGGUGGAGCUGGUUGUACUGGACCUACCCGACUUGUCCGAGGAUGAGCUGGCCCGCUCGGCACAGAAACUGCAAGACCUGACAGCCCGAGAUCUAGAGAAGCAGGAGCGGGAGCAAGCUGCCAACAGCUUGGAAGCGUUCAUCUUUGAGACCCAGGACAAGCUAUACCAGUCCGAGUACCAGGAAGUGUCCACCGAGCAGCAGCGUGAGGAGAUCUCCGGGAGACUCAGUGCCGCUUCCACUUGGCUGGAGGAUGAAGGCUUUGGGGCCACCACAGUGAUGCUGAAGGAGAAGCUGGCUGAGCUGAGGAAACUGUGCCACGGGUUGUUUUUUCGGGUGGAAGAGCGCAAGAAGUGGCCUGAACGGCUGUCUGCCCUUGAUAAUCUCCUCAACCAUUCCAGCAUGUUCCUCAAAGGGGCCCGGCUUAUCCCAGAGAUGGACCAGAUCUUCACUGAGGUGGAGAUGACAACCUUGGAGAGAGUCAUCAAUGAGACCUGGGCCUGGAAGAAUGCAACGCUGGCCGAGCAGGCCAAGCUGCCCACCACAGAGAAGCCAGUGUUGCUCUCCAAAGACAUCGAAGCCAAGAUGAUGGCCCUGGACCGUGAGGUGCAGUAUCUGCUCAACAAGGCCAAGUUUGCCAAGCCCCGGCCCAAGCCCAAGGAUAAGAAUGAAACCCGGGCAGAACCUCCACUCAAUGCCAGUGCCAGUGACCAGGGGGAGAGGGUCAUCCACCCACCAGGCCAAACUGAAGAUGCACAGCCCAUUUCAGAACCUGAGACAGAGACUCGAGGAUCUGAGCCGGCAGACACGGGGCCUCUGGAGUUGGAAGGCUCUGGAGCAGAAUCUGAACAGAAGCAGCAGCCUACAGGACAGAGGCCAGCCCUGAAGAAUGAUGAACUAUAACCCCCACCUUCCAGUUCCACAUUCCUUCCCAUCCCCUUCUCCUACCACUAUUUAUUAAACAUCGCGGGUUGGGGGAGGGUUUAGUCCUGUCCUCAGAGGCUUAAGUUCCUUUCUUGCACCUGUGACUGGAGGUGUGGAUACGAGGAAGGAAGAGACAUCUAUCUCACCAGUUUCUUCCAGAGUAGUUCUGUGGUUACAGUUGAAAUUGUUCUGUUCCCCAGUCUUAUCCCCUGGUUCUGUAUCUACCCGGGCCCCAAGUUGGGAAAAGUCACUAUUCUAUCUUAAAUCUUUGUGGGUAGGUAAGAGAAUGGUCGUCAGUGUUGGCAGACCUGGUAGUGGAAGGAAGGAUGUCCUUGGUUAUUAGAGUCCCCCCGUCUUCUGUCGUCACCCCUGCUCUCCUUUCCCGUUCCCACGCAAUCCAGGUCACACAGCAGCCAGUGUUUGCAGAGCCUUGGUUCCCAAGUUUGCUCUCUGAGUGCCUAUUCAUGCUCUUUUCUCCUCUCCGCCC
Myotis davidii is the source of this 3583-nucleotide messenger RNA. RefSeq names its product hypoxia up-regulated 1 (gene HYOU1). Gene Ontology annotation, molecular function: ATP binding; ATP-dependent protein folding chaperone. The transcript has 25 exons. Gene Ontology annotation, cellular component: endoplasmic reticulum chaperone complex. Gene Ontology annotation, biological process: cellular response to hypoxia; negative regulation of hypoxia-induced intrinsic apoptotic signaling pathway; endoplasmic reticulum unfolded protein response. Bases 16 to 3075 code for a protein of 1019 amino acids. The record is from RefSeq and is a predicted model, not a curated record. Lineage: Eukaryota; Metazoa; Chordata; Mammalia; Chiroptera; Vespertilionidae.